Amphimedon queenslandica is the source of this 3565-nucleotide messenger RNA. RefSeq names its product fibroblast growth factor receptor 4-like. Gene Ontology annotation, cellular component: plasma membrane; signaling receptor complex. Bases 28 to 3321 code for a protein of 1097 amino acids. Gene Ontology annotation, biological process: nervous system development; positive regulation of kinase activity; cell surface receptor protein tyrosine kinase signaling pathway. NCBI's taxonomy places the organism in Eukaryota, Metazoa, Porifera, Demospongiae, Haplosclerida, Niphatidae. The transcript has 17 exons. Gene Ontology annotation, molecular function: transmembrane receptor protein tyrosine kinase activity; ATP binding. The record is from RefSeq and is a predicted model, not a curated record.
UCAUUAGUAGUACUCUUCUUCUUCACAAUGACAGCAAAUUUUCUCCUUGGUCUGUUUCUAUUGAUUCUCCUGUGGCAUUUUAUAGUUGGAGACUUAGGUGGUAGUGGAAAUGUGUUUGAAUAUGAGCAACAGAUGGACAAUAUCUCAAAUGAAAAUUCAAAAAUGCAGGAUGUAGUCAUUGCACAAGAUCCCUUUCUCUAUUAUUUGGACUACAAGACAGUGUACAUGAACUGUUCUGUUUAUGGAGAGUCUCCAUUUGAAGUCUCAUGGUUGUAUAGUACUGAUGAGAUAUCUAAUAGAUCCAGUGGCUACACUAUCAUCAGUGGUAGUAAAGUGUCUAAUAUUGUGUACAAUCCUAACUCUGAUGAUGAAGGAUAUGUGUUGUGGAACAGUUCUCUUCUUUUAAAUCCUAUUAAUAAUUCAACAGUUGGAUAUUACUACUGUAGAGUCAACACCUCAUUUGGUCCAAUCUAUUCAAAACCAGUUUAUAUCAAGAAGCCUUAUUUACCAAGGCUAAGUUCAACAAAGUUCAAUAAAAUUGGUGGAAUGGUGCUUGGAACAUGGAGAGUGAUAAGUUUUCCAUUGCCAAAUAUACUAAUUUCAUUUCAGUACUUGAGUGCUAACUCCCUAGGCCUCUAUAGAAAAAGAGUAUACAAUGGCUACAUGACUGCCAAUGUGUCAGAAAACUUUUACAGCACAAGUCACCAUUUUACUUACGUUAAUAAAACAAGUGACAACAGCCUGACUGUGCAUUGGAGGUUUCCGUUCCAACAGUUAUUUUCAAUGCGACUAAUAGCAAUCAGUUAUGAUGACUUAUCUCAAAAAGCACACCAUCACAAGCUAUAUAAUCAUUCUGGUCAAGCGUAUGUGAAUUUUUUAAGUUUAUUUCAUCAUGAAUUAAAGGUCACCUUUUCAUGUCUCUGUGGAGAGUGUGAUGACAUUGAAUGGAGACGAGACAAUGUACCACUACCACAGAGUAGCUAUGGUGUUGUUGCACUCAAGAAAGAGCUUUGGCCAUAUCACUCAAUUAAUCUGAAACACAGCAUACUGUCAACUUCUUACUAUGAUCGAACUCACUAUAGCUGCCACACUGUUAACUCUCAGGAUGAUAUUUUUGAAAAUUCUCCAGCAUAUAUUGAUAACCCAUUUGCUGAAAUUAUAGAGCAACCAGAAAAUGCAGCAUAUGCUGUCUCUGGAGAAACACUGACUCUGAAAUGCUCUGCUCGUAGCCUAUAUCCAAUGACUGUCAGAUGGCAUGAAUCAAGAUUUCUGUUUGCCAUAAAAGUUGUAACAAAUUCAUUUAAGCAAGAAGGUUUUUACAAUGAAUUAAACAGUACAAUGAGUGUCAAAAUCUCCUUACUGACACCAUUUUCAUUUCGCAUGUGGUGUAUAUUCACUACAAACAUUUAUUUUCAACCGGAUAACUUCACAAAAGGACAUGGUCUGUUUCAAACAGGGAUAAUCUUUGAAAAGCCCCAGAUAAUUAAUCCUUACGUCACUUCAGUGCAUAGUGUUGUGACAAUACAGCACCCAUCAUCUAUCACCUCUAACGUCACUAGUAUAACUAUCAAUGAAACUGAAAAGAUGUACCUUUGGUGCUUUGCUACAGGUAUUCCUCAACCAACUAUCAUUUGGUAUCACAAUAGCAGACAGCUUCACUCAAACAGUUAUUUGACAAUAACUAAUCCCUCAGCUCAACAAUCAGCAGUAAUUAUACUACAAACUAGAUAUGAAAGAGAUAAGGGAACAUAUACAUGUGAAGCUAGAAACAAUGUCACUAAUUUGAUUAAGGCAAAACAAUCCCACAAUAUAACUGUGAAUAUACAAGUGGCUCCAGAGAUUGAACUACCACAAAACAUAACAGCUUAUGAAAGUGAUAAUGUUACCAUUACUGUAAAAGUGGUGAGAGCUCAUCCUCCUGUACUACCUGACCACAUAUCAUGGACAUAUUGGACUACUUCCAGCAAUGGAAGUAUGACAAUACCAACUAUUGAGGAAGGAUAUGAUAGCAGGGUCAACAUCUCAGAAGAUAGUACGAGUCUUUAUAUUUCUGAUCUAACAAGUGAUGAUGAAGGAUACUAUCAAGUAUUAAUAUGGCAUCAAACUGGGUAUAAGAAUAAAACAACCUAUCUUAAAAUAGAAUCGCCUACUGAAGUAGGUACUACUGCAUCUACUAGCACUCAAUACACUACAACAAUCAGUACAUCAUUGGGAUUAGGCAUGACCAUUAUCAUUCUGUGUAUUGUUAUUGUAAGCAUUAUUGUAUACAAGAAGAAAAGAAAUAAAAAAGACCAAAUAAUGAGAGAUCUAUUUGAAAUGGAAAACAAUGGAAGACGUAGGUCUAGUGCUUUAACAAAUACUGCUCAAAUUUGUUUAAAUGCUACUGAUCCUAAUUUUUUGAAAGCUCUACCUUUACUCCUGCUAAUAAAAAGAUCUAACUUGAAGCUACUGGACUGCAUUGGUCAAGGUGAAUUUGCUAAAGUAUAUAAAGGACAUUACUACAUUAAUGGAGAAUGCAGUCUUGUUGCUGUUAAAGCUCUCAAAGGAAUAAUGGACAGAUAUGAUAGCAAUGAUAUGAAAGAUUUAAUUGAGGAGAGUCUAGUAAUGAAGGAUUUACAGCAUCCUAAUGUAAUGGGAUUAAUUGGUAUAUGCUUAGAUGCUGGACCAUCACCACUGAUUGUACUACCAUAUAUGGAAGGUGGCAGUUUACUCAAGUACUUGGUAAAGAAUAGAGAUAUUCUGAUGACUAGUACAUCAACAGAUAAUGAUGAGAUCAAUCAAGUUCGUUCACAGCUACUGUCAAUAUGUCUACAAAUUGGAAAGGGAAUGCAGUACAUUGUGGAAAACAAUCUGAUACACAGAGAUUUGGCAGCAAGAAAUUGCAUGAUUGAUGCCACUGGCAAUGUAAAGGUAGCUGAUUUUGGUCUCUCUAAAAAUGUAAGUGGUAACAUUUAUUUCCGGCAACAAAUGUCAAGUGGAGUUAAACUGCCAAUCAAGUGGAUGGCCAUUGAAAGUAUAGAGGAUGGUAUAUUCACUGAAAAGACUGAUAUAUGGUCAUUUGGUAUUACAGUAUGGGAAGUGUUUAAUGAAGGGAAGACACCUUAUGGUGGGUUUUCACCAACAUGUGUUAAGACUAUGAUAUCUGAUGGAUACAGACUUGAAGCACCUUCAAAUUCAGCAUGCAAUGAUAAUAUAUAUCAAAAGACAAUGCUAAAGUGUUGGGAGAGGGAUCCUAAUGAGAGACCAACAUUUGCUCAAGUUGUGACAGAUAUUGAUACAUUGCUAUCAAACAGUGUUGGAUACUUGGACCUUACACUGUAAUUCAUCAAUGAAAACUCUCUACUCUUUACCAAUUAUUAUUGGAAUUAUUCGUACAAAAUUUUCAGAUUGAAUUUGCAAAAUCCAUGUAUGUAUAAUAAUGGCUGCUAAUUUUAAUAAGUAUGCCAAUCAAAAGUAAUUACUAAUUCCUCACUUCAAUAAUAAUUUUGUGCACAAAUAUAAUUUUCUGAUGCAUUUCCUAGUCUAAGUGGUUUGAUUAUCAAUUUAAAUAGCAUGUUACAGUUAG